AUGUCGUCCGUGAAGGUGGCGGUCCGAGUGCGACCCUUCAACUCCCGGGAGAUUGCCCGGGAGUCAAAAUGUAUCAUCGAGAUGAGCGGAAACACGACCUGCAUCACAAACCCGAACCUGAGGGAGCGGGCCGGUUCGAGCGAACAGGUGAAACGCUUCAACUUCAACUUUGACUAUUCCUACUGGUCGCACGAUCCUCGUGAUCCCGAGUUCUCCACACAGGCCAUGGUGUACGCCGACAUAGGGGAGGAGAUGCUGCAGCACUCGUUCGACGGGUACAACGUGUGCAUCUUCGCCUACGGGCAGACGGGUGCCGGCAAGUCCUACACCAUGAUGGGCAAGCAGGAGGAAGGCCAGGAGGGCGUGAUACCGAUGAUCUGCAAGGAUCUGUUCCGCCGGAUACAGGAGACCGAGGCCGAGGAUCUGAAGUACUCGGUCGAGGUGUCGUACAUGGAGAUCUACUGCGAGCGCGUCCGGGAUCUGCUGAACCCAAAGAACAAGGGCAACCUGAAGGUGCGCGAGCAUCCGCUGCUCGGUCCGUACGUCGAAGACCUUUCGAAGCUGGCCGUCACCUCCUACCAGGACAUCCACGAUUUGAUCGACGAAGGCAACAAAGCACGAACCGUGGCGGCGACGAACAUGAACGAAACGAGCUCGAGAUCGCACGCUGUGUUUACGAUUUUCUUCACCCAAAAGCGCCAGGACCGCAUGACCAGCCUCGAGACGGAGAAGGUUUCGAAAAUUAGUCUAGUCGAUUUGGCCGGCUCCGAGCGGGCCGACUCCACCGGCGCCAAGGGCACCCGGCUCAAGGAGGGCGCCAACAUCAACAAGAGUCUCACCACGCUCGGCAAGGUCAUCUCGGCGUUGGCGGAAAUUGCGUCGAAGAACAAAAAGUCAAAGAAGGCCGAUUUCAUUCCCUACCGCGACUCGGUCCUCACCUGGCUGCUGCGGGAAAAUCUUGGUGGAAACUCGAAAACGGCUAUGAUAGCCGCGAUAUCGCCGGCCGAUAUUAACUACGAUGAAACGUUGAGCACCCUAAGAUAUGCUGAUCGUGCGAAGCAGAUCGUCUGCAAGGCCAUCGUCAACGAGGAUGCGAACGCGAAACUCAUCCGCGAGCUCAAGGAGGAAAUUCAGAAGCUGCGCGAGCUACUCAAGGCCGAAGGCAUCGAGGUGCAGGAAGGUAGGAUCGAUUGGUUCACGCGUAAAACUAUCAUUCACUCGCCGAACCGCAACCGCAAGCGCACCGGGUCGAGCACGGAGAUGGCCGUCGACCAGCUGCAGGCGAGCGAGAAGCUAAUUGCCGAGCUGAACGAAACCUGGGAGGAGAAGCUGAAGCGUACCGAGCAGAUUCGCGUGCAGCGUGAGGCCGUCUUCGCCGAGAUGGGUGUGGCGGUCAAGGAGGAUGGCAUCACGGUGGGUGUAUUCUCGCCGAAGAAAUCACCCCAUCUGGUGAACCUGAACGAAGACCCCACCCUGUCCGAGUGUUUGCUGUACUACAUUAAGGACGGACUAACACGACUCGGCACAUCGGAGGCAAACGUGCCGCAAGACAUUCAACUGUCCGGCUCGCACAUCCUGAAGGAGCACUGUGUGUUUGAAAACAAGGACGGCGUGGUCACACUGGUACCGCACAAGGAUGCGCUGGUCUACGUCAACGGACGUAAGGUGAUCGAUCCGGAGGUGCUACAAACGGGCUCGCGUGUCAUCCUGGGGCGCAACCAUGUGUUCCGGUUCACACAUCCGGAGCAGGCACGCGAAAAGCGCGAGAAAAACAAGGAGGUCGAUGUGGCCGAAACGGUCGGAAACAGUGGCGAGAUCGCCGAUUGGAACUUUGCCCAGUGCGAGCUGCUUGAGAAGCAGGGCAUUGAUCUGAAGGCGGAGAUGGAGAAACGGCUGCAGUCGCUGGAGGAGCAGUACAAGCGCGAGAAGCGUGCGGCUGACCAGGAAUUUGAGGAGCAGCGCAAGACAUACCAAAAGAAAAUUGAUGAACUGCAAAAGCAAGUCGAUGAGCACACGAUGACUAUGUCGAUGUACAGCAGUUACAGUCCGGAAGAUUUCCAUCAGGAAGAGGACAUUUUUGUCAAUCCACUGUUUGAGUCGUGCUGGACGGCACGUGAAGCCGGUUUGGCUGCCUGGGCCUUCCGCAAGUGGCGCUACCAUCAGUUCACAUCGCUUCGUGACGAUCUGUGGGGUAAUGCCAUCUUCCUUAAGGAAGCCAACGCUAUUUCGGUUGAAUUGAAGAAGAAGGUUCAAUUUCAAUUCACUCUUCUGACGGAUACGCUGUACUCACCGCUUCCGCCGGAGCUUACCCCAGCACCAGCCGUCGGGGCCCUCACCCAAGGGGGAGGUCAGGAGGACGACUUUGGCCAGACGCCGAUUCCAAGAACCAUCGUCGCGGUUGAAGUCACCGAUACGAAGAACGGUGCAACCCACUACUGGAGCCUGGAGAAGCUACGACAACGACUCGAGUUGAUGCGUGAAAUGUACCACAACGAGGCCGAGCUUAGUCCAACAUCACCGGACUACAACGUUGAAAGCUUGACCGGCGGUGAUCCCUUCUACGAUCGCUUCCCCUGGUUCCGUAUGGUCGGAAGAUCGUUCGUCUACCUGAGCAACUUACUCUAUCCGGUACCGCUCGUGCACAAGGUGGCCAUCGUAAACGAGCGCGGUGACGUGCGUGGCUAUCUGCGCGUGGCCGUCCAGCCAGUGAUGGACGAAGAGAAUGCCGACUUCAGCAACGGUGUAAAGCAAUCGGCGCGCAUCCUAUUCGACGAGGAGCAGAACGGGCAGCACAAGGUACCGAAGAUACGCACCAUCCCGGACAAGGAAGAUAAGUACAUCGAGGGAGGGCACGAGAUGGGCACGACGAAGCUGGAGGAAUUGGAACACGAAGACGCCGACUCGGGCCGUGGUGACUCGAGCGUCGCGUCGGAGCUGCACGAAGCGAACGACCAGGAACCGGGCGAGCAUCUGCAGCCGGGCAAGGAGUUUACGUUCCGUGUUACCGUUCUGCAGGCCACAGGAAUUGCUGCCGAGUAUGCCGAUAUAUUCUGCCAGUUCAACUUUUUGCACCGACAUGAAGAAGCGUUCUCUACGGAGCCUGUAAAGAACUCUGGCUCGGGAGCUCCACUUGGAUUCUAUCACGUACAAAAUAUUACUGUACCGGUGACCAAAUCCUUCAUCGAAUACCUUAAGACACAGCCGAUCGUGUUCAAGGUGUUCGGGCACUAUCAGCACCACCCGUUGCACAAGGACGCCAAGCAGGAUUGCCAGAUUACGAGGCCUCCGCCGCGGCGCAUGCUGCCACCGAGCAUCCCGAUCAGUCAGCCGGUGCGCAGCCCGAAGUUUGGCCCGCUGCCGUGCCCACCGUCGUCGACCGUUCUGGCCAAGCACGACGUACUCGUGUGGUUCGAAAUCUGUGAGCUAGCACCGAACGGCGAGUACGUGCCGGCCGUCGUUGACCACAGCGACGAUCUACCCUGCCGCGGACUGUUCCUUCUGCACCAGGGUAUCCAGCGGCGCAUUCGCAUCACGAUCGUACACGAGCCGACGCCGGAGGUGAAGUGGAAGGACAUCCGCGAGCUGGUGGUCGGGCGCAUCCGCAACCAGCCGGAACCGGCCGACGACGAGGACUCGGACUCGUGCGUCCUCUCGCUCGGACUGUUCCCGGGCGAAGUGCUGGAGGUGCCCGGGGACGAUCGGUCGUUCUUCCGCUUCGAGGCCGCCUGGGACUCGAGUCUGCACAAUUCGGCGUUGCUCAAUCGCGUCACGCAAACGGGCGAACAGAUCUACAUCACGCUGAGCGCAUAUCUGGAGCUUGAGAACUGCGCUCGUCCGGCCAUCAUCACAAAGGAUCUCAGCAUGAUCAUCUACGGACGCGAUGCCCGCACCGGUCCGCGUUCGCUGAAGCACCUGUUCUCCGGCCAGUACCGCAAUCCGGAAGCGAACCGUCUGUCGGGCGUGUACGAGCUGUCGCUGAGAAGAGCUUCUGAAGCAGGUAGUCCAGGCGUUCAACGUCGACAGCGCCGGGUGCUGGACACGAGCUCAACGUACGUGCGUGGCGAAGAGAACCUGCACGGAUGGCGUCCGCGUGGCGACUCACUCAUCUUCGACCACCAGUGGGAGCUGGAGAAGCUGACGCGGCUGGAGGAGGUUGGCCGCGUCCGGCAUCUGCUGCUGCUACGCGAGCGACUCGGCAUGGACACCACGCCCAACCCGACCACAAAGACCGAGAAGGAUGUGUGCAAUCUGGCCCAGCGUGCAAGCGCCUCACCGGUCCACAUGGUCAUACCGCCAUCUCCGCAGACGCCGGUUAAGGAUCAACAGGCACCGGCCAUUUCCGAGCGCGAUCUUUCGGUGCGCGAAUCCGAGCUGGUGUGGAAGUGCGUGAAGCUCAUCCAGGGUCGCAUCGGUGGUAAGGAGUUGGGUGGCGAUGCGAACAGUACCAGCGGCUCGACGGGGCAAGCGUCGGACGCAUCGCCCGGCGACGAAGGUUGCGCCGAUAUGAACGCGAGCUACAUCUCCAGCAACUCGAUCGAGCUGUGCUCGCCGGAGCGGGUGGAUGUACCGAAUGGCUGGGAGGCGCCGGCACCGGCUCCGCAAACACAGGAACUAUCGCUUCGGCUGUACGUGCCGGAGCUGGAAGAGAUCCGUGUCAGUCCGGUGGUCGCCCGCAAGGGUUACCUGAACGUACUCGAGCAUGGCGGCUCGGGCUGGAAGAAGCGAUGGGUUACCGUACGGAGGCCGUAUGUGUUUAUCUUCCGCUCGGAUAAGGACCCGGUCGAGCGGGCCGUGCUGAACCUGGCCACCGCCCAGGUCGAAUGCAGCGAGGAUCAGGCAGCGAUGGUGAAGGUUCCAAACACAUUCAGCGUCGUCACCAAACACCGAGGAUAUCUCUUGCAAACGUUGGGUGAUAAGGAAGUGCACGAUUGGCUGUACGCCAUCAACCCGCUGCUGGCAGGCCAGAUCAGAUCACGGCUGGCAAGGAAAAAUCUCUCCAGCGUAAGCAGCAACGGCAGUGGUGCUGGGGGGGAGCAGCAACAGCAGCUGGCGACGACAGGAUCGUCCGCCCUGGCCGUGGCUGCCGCGCAGGGCAACGGCAGCAGUAGCUCCGGUGGCAAAUGAGAUACAAUAACGAUGGAGUCCGUGCUGGUGUACUAAACCUGGUACCCUGCAGUGACCGACUCCACGCGCAACACCGGGCAGUGGUUAUAACUACCACCGCCACCACCACCACCACCACCACCAACCCUACCCCUACCACCAUCAACCAACUCUCCAACCAGCAUAACCGUGGGUGGCGUGUGUUGCAAUCGUCACCACCGGAACGACAAAAUCAAACCAAAUUAUCUUAAAGUAGUACUCGUUGUCGUUAUCGUCCUUUACUCUCCACUUAGUUGCGUCGAUAGACUUUCCGUUCGGAGGCGGAAACAAAAAGUCAACCUUUGAGCAACUCGACGCCAGCAGGUAAAGUCAGGAAAGGAAAGAAUGGAAACAAAUCUAUCGAAUCUAUGCAAAACAAAACAGAUCCUUCUAAAAUAUCAAUCUUGAAUGGCCGCAAUGAAAAUGUAUUGUUUUGGAACCGUUCGAGAAAAGGCUUCGUGAGGCAAGUUGCAAUUGGAUUGUACUGUAUACACGCAAGACGGAAUGCGAUUGUUUGCGCUACAGAUACAUUGUUAGUCUUUCUGUUAUAUAGUUUUUCUUUAGUGCAAGUUUAUAGUUUAACGUGUUCUCUAAGAGGCUGAAUAUUUUUUAAACAAAACCGACACUGCUUCAUGCUAAUUGUAAGAUAGCGAGUUUUGUAUAUAAGUACCUCCAUAGAUUAUUACCCUUAGCAUUAGUCCGGGGCAGAGUCCGGUCCAUUUUCGGUUGCUAAAAUUAUUUAUUUAGUACAACGCGUGCCUAGCGAUCGAAAUAAUUCGAUCAAUCAGGAAAGCAACAACCCGGAGCAUAAAGACAUCUGAGGAGGGAAACUAUUCGAUGCAGGGUAAACAUAGCCUUGGUUUUUUGGUUUCUCCUUUCUUUGGUUUCGACCCUCAAUUCAAACUCCUAAAACCCCAUGAGAGACUGUAACUAGGUAACACUGGACAAGCGGAUGGGACAAGCACUGCAGCGAAGCUGCCCUUUAAAGGUUACUCCCAGGUUAGUCCGCAUAUAAAGAUAAAGAGAGAGACCACUAGGUAGGAUCGUUCCAGGAAAAAGGGUCAUAUUGCUUUUUAACUAUAGGAUAUAUCUGUUGUACUGUGCUUUUUUGCGACACUUUUGUGGCGUUGUUAGCGGUUUUCCUUCUUGCUAGUUCGCUUGUGUGAUUUUUGCCAAUCAAGCAAACCCGGGAAAAGGGAAGCAAAACGCGUUAAAAGAGGAGGCAACGGGAUGGAAAGCAAAAGGUGCGCGAAACGGAUGGUAGAGAAAACUAAACCCCUUAUGGAUCGGCGAGCAUCCUUUCCGAACAGAUGGAUAUUAAUCAGUAGGAUAUUUAAUGUUUCGUUCACUUUUAGUGGAACAAGCGCAGCGAAAUGUGGAAAAAAAAUGCAACCUACAUUGAGGACGGAGGCAGAUUAGCGUUACAUUAAGUGACCAAACAGGUAAAGGAUAAAACAAAAGAAGAUAGCCGACAAAUGUGGAUGAAACGGAGCAUUGGAAUUUUGCUGAACCAAACCUGACAUUGGAAUCUCACUGAAAGAUCGUCACUGAUGUGUGUGUGUCUGUCUGUGUGUACAUCUCUCUUCUCGUAAACAAGUUAUACAAAAGCAGGAAUUUAAACUAAGGACCGUGCGAGGAAAAUAAACUAUUUUGGGCGAUAAGGGAAAACAAAACCGUAACAUAAUACUUGAGAACUAAGAUGUUUAAAAUUCCCGUUCAGCAAAUGCAACCAUAGUCAGUCACCAAUAAAUAUCGAUAUAAAAACCACACACAGACGAAGAUAAACGAAUACACACACACACACGGUACUGACAAGAAAAAAACUGUCAGCUCAAAUGGUGCAAAAGGACAUUUAAAAAAACAAGCAAACUUGGAACGAAUAGUAUUAGAACGCUGAUGGUACAUCAGAGAUUUAUUCAGUAUGCAUCAACUGUUUUGGGCACAUGAGAAACCGCUAGUGACCGGCAUGGAUCGUGGGGGUAACACAAACACUUUUUCCCUUUGUGUGGAAAAUUGUAAAGGACACGCCGUGUCACAGGACAUUUCACAACCUACGCUCUUUGAUCAACGUUAUGCCACUUUGCAGAGGUGGUGUGGAUUGCUUGGAUUAUGAGCGCCUACUCUAACAUAAAAAAAAACACACGCAAGAACACACAACACUUGAAGCCCUGUAACGGUACUUUCAAGAUGGAGGCGGGAAGAAAAGAUAUCUAACCCACGAGAAACGAGGUUUUGUAUAGAACUAUGUAAAUAGCUACACACUUACAACACACACACACACGCUCGAUAGCAAAGGUAUGGACGGCAUUUGGAAACGUUUUUGCGUUGCGCGCUUUGAAGGCCUUAGAUUUCCUCAGCUUCCGCCCGUCCUUUCAAAUCUCGUCCUCCUGGAGGGACGUGGGAGGCGCACAUACGGGAGAAGGAGACCGGGAACUGUGGAAGCUCAAAGGAAUGGACGAAACUGGGUGUUUGUUUUUCGUUCCAAAAUCGUACCCUCUUCACACAGUGUACAUAUACUUGGUGUCGUUUCGUUUCGCAUGUGGAACAGCAGGUGAAAGUACCGCUACAGUGAGGUCCUGAACAAAACAGAACAGAAACACUGAAUAAAACUAAAACACACGCGCUCAUGGUCAUGCCCCCCCAAAGACGGUUCCGUAGGGCAGCUUACAAGGUGAGGUAACGUUAGGCUAACGUUGGCAAUAAGUGCGAUAUGAGUAAACAGAUACCAAAGAGAGCGAAGGUUUAAGCUUCAUAGUGGGAAAAGACGCCGUAUCGGGACACGGUCGGGUUUAUUUUUUGAUGAAAGUGCGGAGAUGUGAGAUUUUAUUCUGUAGCAUGCGCAAAGAUGUAUUUUUACUCGGUUUGAUUUUAAAUUGAACUAUGUUUUAUACACUCAAACCAUCGACGAGGUGUGCUAGCAUUAAGUGACGGUUCAAUGUCACUUUUAUUAUGCUAUGCAACCUAUUGUCAUGAAUUUUACCGUAAAGCGUUUUAAGAUUUCUGCGGGUUCUAAUUUUUACUUUACUUUAUUAUAAUACAUUCCGACCAGCACCGAUGCUGUGUUGAAACUCGUCGUGUCCUUUCGUUGACCGUAACCCGAUGAUGAGCUGAAGGACUACGCGGCAGACAAACAAAACAAAUAAAAUAUUAAAUGUAACUGUUUCUGGCCCAUUCCGCUUACCGCAAAACCGAUACAUAAAAUUAAUGUAUAGGAUAUAGUCGACAACGGCGUGGCAUGAGAUUGCGCGAGUUAAACGAGAGAAGAAAAAAAAACCCAAAACCGCAAACUCCCGCUGAAAGGUAAUAUAGCAAAAGAAUAUAAAAACAAAAAAACAAAACAAGUUUAAGCAAACAUGGCUCCCCUAUCUGCGCACCAUUGAAGGACCCAUUCCCUCUCCCCCCCCGCCCCAGGACCCAUUUUUCCCUUAUAACAAAAACAAAUACUCUCUAUAUAUUUAGCCAAAUGCCUAGUGAAAAAGAAGAACGCUUGCGUUUUCACGUUUUUUAUGUUCCGAGACUAGCGGACAGGACGGGCUCGGCCGGUUAGCUGCCGGACGGUUCGGGUUCGUGGUUGUUUCUUCAGCGCCUCCGCCAUAUACGAUACACACGUAUAUAUAAAUGUAUUCUGAAACUCUAUAAUCACAGCAUUGAACAAAAUAAAAGAGAAAUAAAAAUCACACAAAACCAAGCAUACACAAGUACAUGGUUAGCAAGUCCUGGCUGGAGCGUUUAACUUGACAAGCGGUGACAGGGAGAAGGCUCAAUCGAUUGAGAUGAAUGCAGUAGAAAAAUUGGAUGUAAACAAGAAAGAAAUCCAUGAUGUAUGAAGACACAAAGCAAAGCAAACAUGGUAAGGAACAAGGGAAAACCAACUGUCUUAAGCAAACAACAAACAAGGAACAAAUGCUGACCGGUAAGCAAAUGCAUGACAUAUAAAUAGGAGAAGAAGCUCGAAGCAAAACACAUGAAGCCAAACAGAACGGGAUGCUGUGUGGAUAAAAUGUCGCGGAGAGAAUUUCAAAAAUUAAACUAAACAAAUCUAUUAUCUCCUUACAAUAUAUGAAUAUACACAAAACAUAAAUAUUUAUAUAUGAAUGAAUAUAUAUAUUUAUUUGCAAGAGAAAAAACAUGUUAAGGAUAUCGGAAGGGACGGUGCAAUCAAACAAUGCAAAAAAAGGGAAGUACAAGAGUUCCAUCAGAACUCUUACUCUAUUCGUUACUUCUCAUGGGCAACAGGUUCUUGUGUGGGCUAUCAAAUGCUCGAUUCCAGCUCGAAUGUUUACUGUAAUGAGGCGAACGGAAAGGAAGGAACAUCCCAAUUUGCGCAAUGCAUGGGACGGGUUUGCCAAGACCAACACCUGUAGCAGAUAAAUGCCGUAGAUCGAGCAAUCAACGUAGCACAUUGUUGAGAGCAGGCAAUUCGGUGCAAGUAUUAGAAAAAUAAAACUUAAAGUAUUUGGUGCCGACCCAAACGGCGGGAUAAGUUUGAAUAAGUUUGCAACGGUAUGUUGGGAAGUGCUUUGUUGGCUAGGUUUGUGCUAAGUAUUUCGAAAAACAAAAGGCAACAUGGCGAUCAGAAGCGUAUUGAUGAACGGUGAAACUGGCAAGUUGUAGGACGAUAUGUGGCAAUAUGUCUCUAAGACGGCCUGGCACGCAAGGGACAACUAAAAACGGGAAAGCUUACGUAAGAUGCUGGAAACGCUAGACUGCAGAUUGUUGAAGGGUAGGAGACAAAAAAAAUGUAGGACGACAAAUGUUUGGUGGUUUACGUUGGCUGCAAUGGGAGAAAAAUGGAGAGUAAAGAAGAACAAAUAUGCAAAGACGAAUUAGCGAAGCGCAAUAAUAAGAACGCCUACGAUGAAGAUGUUUCCUAGGAACAUCGGGAUCUAAUGGACAAUGAACUGGCUAUUCAAACCAUGACACUACAACAUAUUCUACAUUAUGAAAACCUGCUUUGAAAGAAAAUUUAAGAAAACUGAACUACAAACAACUGAAAAUUACAAUAAAAAUAUAAUAAAAAUGUAAUAAAAAUCAAUCGGUGACGAGUUGUCGAAUG
Anopheles coustani is the source of this 10198-nucleotide messenger RNA. It is a transcript of the gene unc-104, whose product is annotated as kinesin-like protein unc-104. The transcript is spliced from 19 exons. The coding region runs from base 1 to 5124 and encodes 1707 amino acids. The record is from RefSeq and is a predicted model, not a curated record. Gene Ontology annotation, molecular function: microtubule motor activity; ATP binding; microtubule binding. Gene Ontology annotation, biological process: microtubule-based movement. Lineage: Eukaryota; Metazoa; Arthropoda; Insecta; Diptera; Culicidae.